CGCUGUCACUGUAAGCACGAUAUUUCCGGCAGCAAUCCUCAUUUGUGUGCGGUAAACAGCAUAUAAAGCCAAAUAAAUUUGAAGAACCUCUUCAAAACUGGACAUACUGUCAUGCCGACGUAAUCAUGAAGAUGAAACAGACCACGACGGGUUUUGUAUUUGCAAGUAUAAUCUCGAGUCUUCUGCUUAAUAUCGUCAAGGUAACCGGACAACAUUUGCUUACCAGUCCUGCCACAAACUGUGAACAAUAUCGCGAUCAUCGUGGUAAGUUUGAAAUAACCGGAAAUGACGACAGCGUGCAUUGUUUGCAGAAACAUCUUUAUCAAUUCGCCCUACGCUCCUCGCCCAACGACGCCGACAAUGCAUAUGUUGAUGAACUUUUGAAGAAAGCCUUGACUAGGUGUAGUGUUAAAAAGUCCAAAGCCGGACUUUCGAAACUGUCAAAGAAAAAAUGCAGAAGCAGGAAGUGCAAAAAAAUGAGAUACAAAGGGAGACGCGGGAAACGAUUCGCAAGGAAAUAUUAUUCUAACAGGGAAAGGAAGUAUAACGCUGAACAAGCUGGAUGCAACUGGGAACGAAAAGAAGUCCGGAUGCUGUCAAGGCCUGAAUGGAACCAAUUUACCAACAGAAUUAAUAUUCUCAAAAGGCCAAUCGAACUCCCAGGAGGUGGAUCAUUUAUACCAUAUGAUGUGAUUUCCAACAUCCACAGAGUUAAAACCAACUUAAAGGCAGCCCACAAAGGGCCUAACUUCCUCGGUUGGCAUAGAGUGUACCUCCUUAUAAUGGAAGCAGCCAUAGGUGUUCCCAUACCCUACUGGGACAGUCGGCUGGACUAUGAUAUGGAUGAGCCUGUUGACUCCGUAUUGUGGACGGACGAGUUUUUCGGUCCGGGUAUUGGUAGAGUGGACUCGGGGCCAUUUGCAAACUGGAUAACGGCUCACAAAGAGCCACUUGCCCGAAAUAUUGGAUUAUCUGGAAGUCUCAUAAGCGAAUGUAUGGUGGAACGAAUGUUACGUUAUAAAAGUCACGACCCUGUUGUUGAUCCAACGGUAAGGAGUAUUUCGAUAGAAGGCAUACAUAAUGGUCCCCACCGUUGGGUAGAUGGGCAGCUUUCUAUUAUCAGAAAAGCGUCACAGGAUCCCGUCUUUUUUCUUCAUCACAGCUUUAUCGAUUAUUUGUGGUAUCUGUUUAGACAACUCAUGCGGGAAACUGGAAACAUCAAUCCGGCAACUGAUUACCCCGACAAGGGGCCGAAGUCACAGGCUCGCAAUGAAAACAUGAUUCCAUUUGGUAAUCUUCGAAAUAUUCAUGGCUAUAGUGACAUCAUUGAGGGUCUAAGUCGCUAUAAACCUCCACCCAAGUGUCCCUCCUGUGGCGGAAGUGACUAUUUGGAGUGCGACAGACAAAUUAACAGAUGCAGGUCGAAAGCAAGCCGUACAGUCGCCACUUUGCGAGAUAUUCAAAUUCGUAGAAGACUGGCAAUGGAUAUAGUCAUCCGUGGUACCCGAUUUGAAGGCCCUGUAACAGAUAUUAGGACAAGCGGGGUUGCUUUAGGUUAUUUACAGUUAGUGAAUAAUACACACUUGGUAAAUACCGGUACGUUAUAAUCUGCCAUUUGCAUUUUAACGAGACAUGACACAUCUGGAGUAGACUGGUAGCGUCACGCCGUAAAGGGAUAUUAAAAUGUCUGUAUGGGCAGUCAUCGUCACUCCAGCAAUUCAUUUACGCAUUUUUUUGGAAAUAUAAUUUAGUAUGAUAAUAAAAGUUUCCGACGAUUGAAA
Messenger RNA from Mizuhopecten yessoensis (Yesso scallop), 1781 nucleotides. RefSeq names its product tyrosinase-like protein 2. The transcript has 4 exons. Gene Ontology annotation, molecular function: oxidoreductase activity. Bases 126 to 1607 code for a protein of 493 amino acids. Lineage: Eukaryota; Metazoa; Mollusca; Bivalvia; Pectinida; Pectinidae. The record is from RefSeq and is a predicted model, not a curated record.